AUGAUUUUUCAAUCUUUUCUACUAGGUAAUCUAGUAUCCUUAGGCAUGAAGAUAAUCAAUUCGGUCGUUGUGGUCGGACUCUAUUAUGGAUUUCUGACCACAUUCUCCAUAGGGCCCUCUUAUCUCUUCCUUCUCCGAUCUCAGGUUAUGGAAGAAGGAGAAGAAGGAACCGAGAAGAAGGUAUCAGCAACAACUGGUUUUAUUAUGGGACAGCUCAUGAUGUUCAUAUCGAUCUAUUAUACGCCUCUGCAUCUAGCAUUGGGUAGACCUCAUACAAUAACUGUCCUAGCUCUACCCUAUCUUUUGUUUCAUUUCUUCUGGAACAAUCACAAACACUUUUUUGAUUAUGGAUCUACUAGCAGAAAUUCAAUGCGUAAUCUCAGCAUUCAAUGUGUAUUCCUGAAUAAUCUCAUUUUUCAAUUAUUCAACUAUUUCAUUUUACCAAGUUCAACGUUAGCCAGAUUAGUCAACAUUUAUAUGUUUCGAUGCAACAACAAGAUGUUAUUUGUAACAAGUAGUUUUGUUGGUUGGUUAAUUGGUCACAUUUUAUUCAUGAAAUGGGUUGGAUUGGUAUUAGUCUGGAUACAGCAAAAUCAUUCUAUUCGAUCUAAUAAGUACCUUGUGUCAGAAUUGAGAAAUUCUAUGGCUCGAAUCUUUAGUAUUCUCUUCUUUAUUACCUGUGUCUACUAUUUAGGCAGAAUGCCGUCACCUAUUUUUACUAAAAAACUGAAAGAAACCCCAGAAACGAAAGAAAGUGAGGAAGAAACAGAACAGGAAGAAGAGGGAUUCACCGAAGAAGAUCCUUCUCCUUCCCUUUUUUCGGAAGAAAAGGAGGAUCCGGACAAAAUCCAAAUCGAUGAAAUGGAAAAGAUCCGAGUGAAUGGAAAGGACAAAACAAAGGAUGAAUUCCACUUGCACUUAAAAGAAGCAUGCUAUAAAAAUAGCCCAACUUCGUUAGAAAUACUUAAAGAAGAAAAGAAAAACUUCUUCGGGUUUGAAAAAUCCCUUCUUUUUCUUCUUUUCGACUAUAAACGUUGGAAUCGUCCAACGCGAUAUAUAAAAAACAAUCGAUUUGAAAAUGCGGUAAGAAAUGAAAUGUCACAAUAUUUUUUUUAUACAUGUCAAAAUGAUGGAAAACAAAGAAUUUCUUUUACAUAUCCACCCAGUUUAUCAAUUUUCUGGGAAAUGAUACAAAGAAAGAUUUCUUUGGAUACAACAGAAAAAUUCUUAUAUGAUGAUGAACUAUCCAAUAAUUGGAUUUCUACAAAUGAACAAAAAAGAAACAGUUUAAGCAAUGAAUUAAAUAAUAGAAUUACGGUUCUAGACAAAGACAUUUUUUAUAUAGAUGUACUCGAUAAAAAAACAAGAUUAUGCUUAGAAAACAAAAAUGAUAAAACUAAAAGGGAAUUUUUGAAAAAAAUACAUGAUCCAUUAUUAAUGGGAUCCUAUCGUGUUUUAAUAAAAAAAAUGGUUUCACCCUUUAUAAAUAUAAAUGAAACUACAGUGAAUAAUUUAAUUGAUAAAUUUUUUAUAAAUAAAAUUCAUAAUGUUUUACUUAAUGAUUCCAAUUAUCAAGAAUUUGAACUUAAAAAACCAAAAAUGAGUCAAUUUGAUGGAGACUCAACAUUCAAUCAAAACAAAAAUUUGUUAUUUUCCGAACAAGAACAAAUUAGUUCAGAAAAUAAAGAAAGAUUUUUCAAUUUUUUAAUUGAUACAACCACAGCAUAUGCGUUUACUCAACCAAUUUCAAAAAGAAUAAACGAAAUAAGAAAAAAAGUUCCUCGUUGGUCACACCAAUUAAUUAACGAGCCCGAACAAUAUGAAAGAGCACUUGAAAAAGACGUGGUGCUGGAUUAUGAAAUCCGCACAAGGCAAUCGAACCCUGUAGUGAUUUAUACGACUAAGCAAGAUAAUAACGAUGCAGACGAAGUGGAUUUGACACAGUAUGCCCAACAAUCUGAUUUUCGUCGAGAUAUAAUCAAAGGUUCCAUGCGUGCUCAAAGACGUAAAAUUCUUAUUUUGGAAUUGUUUCAAGCAAAAGUACAUUCGCCACUUUUUUUCAACCGAACAAAGGAAGCCUCUUUUUAUUCUGUGUAUGUUGUUACACUUAUUAGACGAGUUCAAAGGUAUAUGAGAAAAAAACCAGAAAUUCCACUUUCUCAACAGGAAAAAUUAAAGGAACAAGAAGUAAAGAAAGAAGAAUUAGCGGAAAAAAAAUUAGAAGAAUUUCUAUUAACGCAAAAGGAAGAAAAAGCAAAACUAGAAGAAGAUAAACAAAUAAAAGUAGCCGAAACCUGGGAUACCGUCCCGUUUGCUCAACUAAUAAGGAGUUUGAUGUUAAUGACUCAGUCCAUUUUUAGAAAAUAUAUUUUAAUUCCUUUAUUGAUAAUAGCAAAAAAUAUUGUUCGUCUACUAUUAUUCCAACGUGCUGAGUGGUCUGAAGAUUUCGAUGACUGGAGUAAAGAACGACAUAUUAAAUGUACCUAUAAUGGUGUUCAAUUAUCAGAAACCGAAUUUCCUCAAGACUGGUUAACAGAUGGUAUUCAGAUAAAGAUAGUAUUUCCUUUCUAUCUAAAACCUUGGCACACAUCCCGAGAUCUAAUAAAAAAACAAAAUCAACCAGAUGAUUAUUGUUUUUUAACAGUUUUCGGAACAGAAACUGACAGUCUUUUUGGUCCUCCCCGAAAACACCCUUCUUUUUUUAACCGUAUUUUUAAACAAUUAGGCAAAAAUAUUCGAAAGUUUCCAAAUACAAGAAAAUUUUGGAUUAUGAAAAUCCUUCUAUUUUUUAAAAAAAUAAAAAUAAUGUUAAAGGAAAAUCGAAUUCUAGGAUUUGGAGUGAGCGAAGAAUCUAGGGAAAUAAAAAAAGAAAAAGAUUCGAUAAUUACUAAUCAUAUGAUUAGGGAAAUAAAAAAAGAAAAAGAUUCGAUAAUUACUAAUCAUAUGAUUCAUGAAUCGUCCAUUCAAACUCGAUUCCUGAAUCGGACAAAUUCUUCAGUGCCAGAAAAAAAAAUAAAAGAUUUGGCUAAUCGAACAAGGACAAUCAAAAAAAAAAUAGAAAAAAUAUCAAAAGACAAUAGAAAAUUAAAUAUUAAUUCUAACAAAACACAUUAUAGUACGAAACGAUUCGAAUCGUUUAAAAAUAUUGGUCAAAUAUUAAAAAGAGGAAAUGUUCGAUUAAUCCGUAAAAUAAAUUCUAUUUUUUAUUUUUUUAGCGAAAAGAUAUACGUCGAUAUAUUUCUAUCCAUCAUUAAUAUUCCCAGAAUUAAUACACAACUUUUUCUUGAAUCAACAAAAAACUGGAUUGAUAAAUCCAUUUACACUAAUGAAAAUGAAAAAAAUCAUGAAAGGCUUGAGAAAACAAAUAAAAAAAAAAAUUCGUUUAUUUCGAAUAUAAAAAAAGCAUUUUUGCUGUUUUUUAGUAAUGACGAGAUUAAUAAGAAUUCGAAUAUUUUUUCUAAUUUGGCUUUUUUGUCACAAGCCUACGUAUUUUACAAAUUAUCUCAAACCCCUAUUUUUGACUUAUACAAGGUAAGAUCUGUUCUUCAGUAUCGCGGAAUGUCGUUAUUUCUUAAAAAUGAAAUAAAAGAUUAUUUUGGAACCCAAGGAAUAACUCAUUCCGAGCUAAAGACUAAAAAACUUCCGAAUUCUGGAAUGAAUCAAUGGAAAAACUGGUUAAAAUUGCAAAGUAAUUAUCAAUAUGAUUUAUCCCAGAUAAAAUGGUCUCAAUUAGUACCCCAAAAAGUGCGGAAUAGAAUAACUGAACAUUUUGCCAUUGAAAAUACAAAUAAUAUUGAAAACUUUUUAUUCUUAUUGCCAAAUAAAAAAUCAAAUUUUAAAAAGAACUAUAGAUAUGAUGUUUUAUCAUAUAAAUUUCUUUAUUAUGAAGAUAAAAACAAUUCAUAUACAUAUAGUUAUGGGAGCCCAUUCCAAGUAAAUAAGACCAAUGAAUUUUCUUCUAUUUAUAAUUACAACCUAAAUAAAGACAAAUUCAUUGACAUGUGGUGGAAUAUCCCUAUCACUAAUUAUUUAGGAAUAAAAAAUAUUAUGGAUAUGGAUAUAGAGAAAAAGACCGAUAGAAAAUUUUUGGAUUUGAAAAUUAUUCAUUUUUGUCUUCGAAAGAAAGUCAACAUUGAGGCCUGGGUCGAUAUCAGUAUUGGCAGGAAUGAAAAUACUAAAACUGAACUUAAGAGUUAUCAAAUUGUUGAUAAAAUUGAUAAGAAAAGUAUUUUUUACACACCAAUUUAUCAAGAAAUCAACCAACCCCAUCAAAAAAAAAACGUUUUGGAUUGGAUGGGAAUGAAUGAAGAAAUACUAAGUCGUCCCAUAUCAAAUCUAGACUUUUGGUUUUUCUCCGAAUUUCUCUUCUUUUAUAAUGCAUAUAAAAUGAAACCUUGGUUUAUACCAAUAAAUUUUCUUUUUUCAAAUUCGAAUGUAAGUGAAAAUUUUAGUGAAAAUAAAAACAUCAAUAGAAAUAAAAAAACGAAUCCCUUUAUACCUUCAAAUGAAAAAAAAUAUUUUGAAUUAAAAAAUAAGAAUCAAGGCGAAAAUGAAUUUAUAAGUAAAGAAACUCUUGGAUCAGAUGGUCAAGACAACUCUGAAUCUGUUUUCUCAAAUGGACAAAAAGAUAUUGAAGAAGAUUAUAUAGGAUCAAAUCUGAAAAAGCCUAGAAAGAAAAAACAAUCCAAGAGUGGUAUAGAAACAGAAAUGGAUCUCUUACUGAAAAGAUAUUGGCUUGUUCAACUUCAACUCAGAUGGGACAAAACCUUGGAGAAAAAACUGCUGAAUAAUAUCAAAGUAUAUUGUUUCCUGCUUAAAUCGAUAAAUCCAAUAGAAAUUGCUAUCUCCGCUGUAGAAAAAAGAGAAAUGAAUUUAGAUAUACUACCACGUAACGAGGAUUUCAUUUGUAGAGAAUUGGCGGAAAGGGGACUACUCAUUAUUGAACCGUUUCGUCUGUCUGCAAAAGACAACGGCCAAUUUAUUAUAUAUCAAACGAUAGGUAUUUCAUUGGUGCAUAAGAGUAAACACCAAAAAAAUCAAAAACGAUAUAGUGAAAAUGUUGAUAAAAGCAUUUUCGGUGAACGAGACAAAAACCAUUUUGACUUGCUUGCUCCUGAAAAUAUUUUAUCUCCUAGGCGUCGAAGAGAAUUGAGAAUUCUAAUUUGUUUAAAUUCAAGGAAUAAUAAUAAAGGUAUGAAUACAAACCCAACAUUUUAUAAUGGAACUCAGGUAAAAAAUUGUAGUCCAUUUUUUGAUGAAAACAAAGAUAUUGAUCGAGAUAAAAAUACACUUAGAAAAUUAAAAUUAUUUCUUUGGCCAAAUUAUAGAUUGGAAGAUUUAGCUUGUAUGAAUCGUUAUUGGUUUGAUACUAAUAACGGAAGUCGUUUUAGUAUCUUACGAAUCCAUAUGUAUCCGCAAUUAAAAAUAAAUUUAUGA
Molecule: messenger RNA, 5436 nt
Organism: Amaranthus tricolor (Joseph's coat)
Lineage: Eukaryota; Viridiplantae; Streptophyta; Magnoliopsida; Caryophyllales; Amaranthaceae
Source: the annotation of a RefSeq genome assembly